UACAAUAUCUUUGGAAGGAACAGACAACUUCUAGCUCUUCAAAUAGCUCUUCAAGGAAAAAGAAAUACAAUUUUUUUAAGAAAGAUAAAAAUGGCAUCAUCAAGCUCUUACAAUUCUCCAUGCGCCGCCUGCAAGUUCUUGCGAAGAAAAUGCAUGCCCGGUUGCAUAUUCGCACCAUAUUUCCCACCAGAGGAGCCACAGAAAUUCGCAAACGUCCACAAGAUUUUCGGAGCAAGUAACGUGACAAAGCUGCUCAACGAGCUCCUCCCCCACCAAAGAGAAGAUGCAGUCAACUCCCUCGCCUAUGAAGCCGAAGCCAGAGUAAGAGAUCCAGUUUAUGGCUGCGUUGGCGCAAUCUCAUUCCUUCAAAGACAAGUCCAAAGGCUGCAGAAAGAACUCGACGCAGCAAAUGCUGACCUAAUCCGCUUUGCUUGCAGUGAAAUCCCGACAGCUAUGGCGACAAGUUCAGUUCAGCCAAUGGUAGCAGCUCAUCGACAAAGGCCAAGAAUGGGUAAUGAUGAAGGAGCUGGAGGUAAUUUUUACCAUGGAACUUCUGGUAUGGUUCUUCCUUAUAAUUUUCCAUGGAAUGAUGACAAUGAAGAAGGUGGUGGAGGAGGAGGAAGAGGAAGCAUGUGA
Messenger RNA from Mercurialis annua (annual mercury), 636 nucleotides. Its product is annotated as protein LATERAL ORGAN BOUNDARIES. The transcript is spliced from 2 exons. Lineage: Eukaryota; Viridiplantae; Streptophyta; Magnoliopsida; Malpighiales; Euphorbiaceae. The record is from RefSeq and is a predicted model, not a curated record. Bases 91 to 636 code for a protein of 181 amino acids.